This is a messenger RNA of Poecilia reticulata (guppy), 3580 nucleotides long. Its product is annotated as N-acetyllactosaminide beta-1,3-N-acetylglucosaminyltransferase 3-like. Gene Ontology annotation, cellular component: Golgi membrane. Gene Ontology annotation, molecular function: hexosyltransferase activity; UDP-glycosyltransferase activity. Gene Ontology annotation, biological process: poly-N-acetyllactosamine biosynthetic process; protein O-linked glycosylation. The record is from RefSeq and is a predicted model, not a curated record. Lineage: Eukaryota; Metazoa; Chordata; Actinopteri; Cyprinodontiformes; Poeciliidae.
GGACGGAAGUCAGACACCGCCCAGUCUCCAGAAUAUGACAAGGCUGCCUUAGGAAACCACAGCUAUGAAUCAUUUGACUCAAGUAAGAGAGGAGAGCGACGAUCUGCAUUAACAGAGCUUCCAAGAUGAGAAAAAUCAAGGCAAGACUUUUCCUGUUGGUUGGAGCCCUCGGCCUGCUGGCUUUCCCUUUCUUUAGGUACUCUGAUUAUCAGAAAUCUUUCCAGAAGAACACUGCCGAAAAUAACCGACAAAAAAAGACACUCAUCAAAAACAACUCUUAUUUGUACUCUUGGGGAAAAUGCCGGCAAAAUCUGACUGCAGCCAACGUCGUAGGCUUCUCAAAUCUUCCUCAGAAUAUCAAAGACUUUCUCUUCUAUCGUCACUGUCGACAUUUCCCCAUGCUGCUGGACCUCCCUGAUAAAUGUGGAGGAGCUGAGAAAUCGGGAGAUGUCUUCCUUCUGCUGGUCAUCAAGAGCUCCCCAACCAACUACGAACGGCGGGAGGUGCUGCGGAAGACAUGGGGUAAAGAGAGGUCAUACAACGGCAUGUCGAUUCGAAGGAUCUUCAUUUCCGGAGUUUCGGGUGACAGUUACGAAAAAGAAAGACUGAACAAUCUCCUGAARCUGGAGCAAGAAGAGCACAGAGACGUCCUCCAGUGGGACUUUAGUGACACGUUUUACAACCUCACUUUGAAGCAAAUACUCUUCCUGGAAUGGAUGGAAAGAAACUGUCCGAAUGCUCGCUUCCUCCUGAAUGGGGACGACGACGUGUUUGCUCACACAAACAACAUGGUUGUGUAUCUGCAAAGCCUCAAGGAAAAUAACGGGAGCAAGCAUCUCUUCACUGGUCAUCUGAUCCAGAAUGUGGGGCCCAUCAGAGCAACUGGGAGCAAAUAUUUUGUCCCAGUUCAGGUUCAGCAAUCAAACUCGUACCCUCCAUAUUGUGGCGGAGGGGGCUUCCUUCUGUCAGGAUUUACAGCAAUGCUUAUAUACCGCAUGUCUAAAUCCAUACUCAUUCUUCCCAUCGAUGAUGUUUACAUGGGGAUGUGUCUGGCCAAAGCUGGACUUGGCCCGUCCUCACACAUGGGCGUGAAGACAGCGGGGCUGCACAUUCCCUCCAACAAAAUAGACAAAUUCAGUCCGUGCUUCUAUAAAGACGUUUUGCUGGUGCACAGAUUCCUCCCGGCUCAGAUGUACCUGAUGUGGCACAGCACACAGAAUCCAAAACUAAAAUGUGACGACGCUUAGAAAAGACGUAACACGACUGAACAAUGUCUCAUUUAGGAGAAUGGAGCUUACAAAGUGUACACCACCUCAAAUGAUCACGCAAGUGAUCAGAAAUUUGCAUGGACAGAAACAUUGCACUGGCACUGACUACUGGAUCAUUUCUAUCUGUGUGUCAGGUGGAUUUAAAACAUUGUUUUUUCUUAGUUUCCUAAUGAAUGUUAUUUCAGUAAUUCAUUAAGAUUCUGGACAAGUUUCUCAGGGGUUGCUUUGCAGGUUCUAUGCACUUGUUAUUUAGACCUUGUUAGCUGAGUGAUACCAGAAAGAUAUAGACCAACAAUAAAUCUUAAAUCCACACAUUAUAAAAUGCUAAUUGAAAAAGUUUAAAGCAUGGGAAUGAAGCAAUAGGUGAUUCUCACAUAAAUSUUUUUGAAUAUUACAAUGUUUAAACACUGACCUUUAUGCACCUUUGCUUUAAAGGGGUUUUAAAGGAAAUAUACACCUUUUCUUAUCUUGUUUGUAACUAUGCAACAAAAAAAAAUAGACAGUAGAUAACUAUGCUGAUUGACAAGACUGCAGAAUAAUUUAUAAUAAUAGUAUUUUUCUGUUUUAUCGUAAUCUGACAGCAGUAGCUCAACUUCCUAUUUGUUUUUUCAUAGAUUCGUAACCAUUAACAUCUUAGAGGACAUUUACUGGAUUUAAACUUCCAAGCUUUUCACCAGAUCAGUUUUUCCACUCGCAUGUUGCAGCUGAUAUCAACCUAUUUAUUUGCAGAGUUAGAGUUAACUAACUGAACGUUAUUGGUUGAGUUGAAAGAAAAGACACCAGCACAAGCCUUUUACCUACCUCUGUGAGUUCAAGAAGCAAGGGUUAAAAAGCAUUUCAAAGAGCAGGCCAUCAAUCGCACACUGAACAUCAUGCAGGGUCAACAGGAAGGUGGGGGAGUGUGUGCAUGUGUGAAUGGGGAAUCACUUCAGCAAGUCACAGUGAGAGCAUGCAUUCUCACACAAAGGUAAAAAUAAAAAAGAGUAAUAAACAAGUGCACACCAUAAGAAAAUAUAUUUCAGAUUAAAUCUAAGGUGAAGUUGAGUGAGUAAAUUUAGAGGAGAUAAAUGCUCAAGAUGCACACACACACACACACACGCACACACACACACACACACACACACACACACAUAUAUAUAUAUAUAUAUAAGAAUUAAUGGAUUAUUUACAAAACAUAAUCAGUUGCAAACAAAAAAGGUUAGACUAGUGGAGAAAAUAUAUGUGGGCUGCAUAUUUUUGCAUGAGAUUUCAUGGCACAAAAAAAUUGAAUGUUUUGUGCCAAGGAUAUUUAACCUACUAUUAAGUAAGCAUUGAUCAAUGCUUACUUAAUAGUAGCAUUAAAUAAGCAUUUACUUAAUGCUUACUUAAGUAAGCAUUAAGCUAACAUCACAGUUGUAGUGUUAGCUGUAAAUACAGCUAACACUACAACUGUGUGUUAGCUGUAUUUACAGUGGUUCUAAAACAUGUACCCAACGCURUAGAAAUAUCGGGUUCUUGAGAUUUAAAAAACUGAGACAAAGAAAAAUAUUUUUCAAACAUUUUAUAUUUUUAAUGUGAGACAUAAAGAUAGGAAGGUCCUAACCGGUGCUUCUUAAAACAAUUUUAUUCAAUUUCAGCAUUCUGUCUUCUUCAGUCRGUACUGUAACUACUGUCAGUUGUGGUGAAGAUGAUGAAUGUAAGCUAAAGAUCAACUUUUUUUGCAGGUUCUUCCUGUUUCUCGCUCUUAGUUUCAUCCGAGGUUACAACUUUAUCACUCAGACAAUGAGUUCAGCCUUUUGCACAGCACUAUAGCAUGUUUUGUUACAGAGCAACUGAGAAGACAAUCUUUUUAUGUUUUUCCCUUUUGUAUCUUGUCCUUUACUCAUGUCUGUAAUAAUUUCCCAGGUUGAAUAUAUUUUAAAAUGAGGGAUAACUCAGUGUAUCUUUUGAYCGCUAUGACAUUAAAGCCAGUUGAUGUUGGUUUGUGUUGCACUGCCUUACACUUGACUCACAGUUUUUCCUCUCGACAAUAAAGAAAUAAUUCUUAAUGAAAAACUGAAAAAUUUAUCUUGAGCUGUUGUUUUGUCUAUUUAUUGUGGAAAUGAUUCAUGUGUUGCUAUAUCAAAGCGACUGUAUGCAUUCAUAAACUUUAAAAUACAUUCAGAUAGCUGUGGUGUGUUGUUUUCUAAUUAACAAUCAAUAUGAACUGUUUGYUUUGACAAGUACAUUUUAAUUUCCUGUGUGGAUUAAAUUUCAUAAUAGGCUGGGAUUUGAGGAAGUGUGGAGAUUUUAUCUAUUACAUAUUUUUCAUAAUAAAAAUAUCUUUGAAAUAA